Messenger RNA from Balaenoptera ricei (Rice's whale), 449 nucleotides. RefSeq names its product allograft inflammatory factor 1-like. The record is from RefSeq and is a predicted model, not a curated record. Gene Ontology annotation, molecular function: calcium ion binding; actin filament binding. The transcript has a single exon. Bases 37 to 354 code for a protein of 105 amino acids. Lineage: Eukaryota; Metazoa; Chordata; Mammalia; Artiodactyla; Balaenopteridae. Gene Ontology annotation, cellular component: ruffle membrane; actin filament. Gene Ontology annotation, biological process: actin filament bundle assembly; ruffle assembly.
CGCGAAGCCCCGAGCGGCGGAAGUCCGGUGCUCACCAUGUCGGUCGCGCUCAGCAACAGGUUCCAAGGAGGGAAAGCGCUCGGUUUGCUCAAAGCCCGGCAGGAGAGGAGGCCGGCCGAGAUCAACCAGGAGUUCCUCUGUGACCAGAAAUACAGUUAUGAAGAGAACCUGCCGGAAAAACUUGCAGCCUUUAUAGAGAAGUAUCUGGAGUUUGACCUGAACAGUGAGGGCGAGAUUGAUCUGAUGUCUUUCAAGAGGACGAUGGAGAAGCUUGGGGUCCCCAAGACCCACCUGGAGAUGAAGAAGAUGAUCUCGGAGGUGGCGGGCAGUGUCAGCGACACCAUCUCUUACUGACACUUUGUGAACGUGAUGCUGGGGAAACGGUCGGCGGUCCUCGAGCUAGUCAUGAUGUUUGAAGGAAAAGCCAACGAGAGCAGCCCCAAGCCAGC